AAUUGCUUGAGUAAAAGCAAAGUCUUCGUUUUCCCUUACAAGAAGUGGUAACAGUGGAAACACAGUGAAGCAAGGUGAAGAUAGAAAGAAACACACUGUGUAUGUGAAUCGGUGAGUGACUCACCACCAGAUUCAGAUCCACCAUCGCCAUCACCAACCUCACACUCUUCCUUCCACAUUACGCUUCUCUUCUCUUCUCUUCACCUUGUUCAUUCCAUUCAGAUUGGAUCUCAAAACCAGAAAUGAAGGACUCAAACAACACCAGUAGCAGUAGCAGUAGCAAUAGCAGAACCGAACCCAUUGCUCAGAACCUCAUCAAACUCAUCAGCAACCUCUGCUUCUCACUCUUCGUCUUCUCCGUUCUCAUCUUCACCGUCAUCGCCAUCACAUACCAACCACCGGACCCAUGGCUUGAAUCUUCACCGGCACUCACCAACCUCUUCACAAAAACAGAAAACGCUACCUUCCACAUCGACUCCUCCAUCAUUAAAACCGGUGAGGAUCUAUCUCCUUCCCCUCAGGACCCGCCGCUUCCUCCGCCUCCAACCGCCACCGCCGCCGUCACUGAAGCCGUCAUCGAGAAAGCAGAGGAGAAAUUCGCCAAUUCCACUUCCACUUCAUCCGCCUCAGCUGACGCUGACGCCGACAUUGACGCCGACGCUCCCACCCCCUCUUGCGACAAAACCCUAAAUUGCUCUGACCCUCGAAUCCUCAUCGCUAUCCAGAGGUUCAACCUCCGCGCCUUCAAGUCAAUCGCCUUCUUCGACUACCAGCCGCCGGUGAAUGGUUCCUCUCUCGGUGAGUGUGACGUCGCGUGGCGCUUCCGGAACAAGAGGGAGAAGUCGUGGCGGAAGUACCGCGACUUCCGCCGCUUCAAGAUUACUGUCACCGAUGAUUGCCGCUACAAGGUGGUCCAUGCCGGUGGAUGGCAUUCUGGAGGAAAUGCGCGGCGCAGCCCGACUCGGCCGAGCGGAAAUGCCAGGGGAAGGACUGUGCCGCGAGUUUCGACACGCGAUGAGGAGAUUAACGACACGAUUCCGAGCUUGGGAUCGGAGAGUAACUUCAGGAAUGGGAAGUAUUUGUAUUACACGCGGGGUGGGGAUUAUUGCAAGGGGAUGAAUCAUUAUAUGUGGAGUUUCUUGUGUGGUUUGGGUGAGGCUAUGUAUUUGAAUAGAACCUUUGUUAUGGAUUUGAGUGUUUGCUUGUCUUCAAGUUACAAUCCUAGUAACAAGGAUGAGGAAGGGAAGGAUUUUAGGUACUACUUUGAUUUUGAGCAUUUGAAGGAGGUGUCUUCCAUUGUGGAGGAGGCUGAGUUCUUGAGAGAUUGGAAGAAAUGGGAUAGGACCCAUCUUAAGAAGAAGAAGGUUCCUGUUAGGAAGGUUGUGACACACAAGGUGACCCCUAUGCAGCUUCAGAAAGAUAAGAGCACCAUCAUAAUGAGGCAGUUUGAUGAUGCCCCUGAGCCUGAGAAUUACUGGUACAGGGUGUGUGAAGGUCAGGCUGCAGAGUAUAUUCAGAGGCCUUGGCAUGCUUUGUGGAAGUCGAAGCGAUUGAUGAACAUUGUCACGGAGAUCAGCGGGAGAAUGGACUGGGAUUUCGAUGCGGUCCAUGUGGUUCGCGGGGAGAAAGCUCAGAAUAAGGAGCUGUGGCCUCAUUUGGAUGCCGACACGUCUCCGGAUGCUCUUGCUGAGAAGCUUAAAGGGAUGGUUCAACCGUCGAGGAAUUUGUACAUUGCUACCAAUGAGCCCUUUUAUAAUUUCUUUGACAAGUUGAGAUCGAAUUACAAGGUCCAUUUGCUUGAUGAUUAUAAUGAACUGUGGGGAAAUGCAAGUGAGUGGUACAAUGAGACCAGGCUUCUCAACAAUGGGAAGCCUGUUGAGUUUGAUGGCUACAUGAGAGUUGCAGUGGAUACAGAGGUCUUUUACCGUGGAAAGACUCGUGUGGAAACAUUUUACAAUUUGACUAGAGAUUGCAAGGAUGGAGUUAAUACAUGCUGAUCAGGUUGGCACCUUGCACUACCGAUUUUGUUGCUUACUCAGAAUUUGUGGUACAAUCAGGGCCUUUCUUUUUUAUUCAGUUUCAGAUUCAUAUCUUGAGGUUAAAUUUAGUCUCAUUGUUGCACUUGCUUGUUCUUUUAUUGUAUUGAUAGUUGAUGAUCCAUAUUGAAUAUCAUGAUUUUGUAUACAAUAUACUAUAGAAUCCCUUUCUCUCCUCUUACUCUUGACUUAUGUACUUUUUGAGAAGUUGCUGAAUCCCUUCUUUCAUUGUUUC
Messenger RNA from Lotus japonicus, 2271 nucleotides. RefSeq lists its product as uncharacterized. Lineage: Eukaryota; Viridiplantae; Streptophyta; Magnoliopsida; Fabales; Fabaceae. Gene Ontology annotation, cellular component: Golgi apparatus. The record is from RefSeq and is a predicted model, not a curated record. The transcript has a single exon. Bases 243 to 1997 code for a protein of 584 amino acids.